Molecule: messenger RNA, 707 nt
Organism: Hibiscus syriacus
Lineage: Eukaryota; Viridiplantae; Streptophyta; Magnoliopsida; Malvales; Malvaceae
Exons: 3
Coding region: 123-584 (153 amino acids)
Source: RefSeq, a predicted model, not a curated record
UUAUGCUUGGCUCUUGAGGGAGCCUGUAACAUCAAAAUUAAUGCUUCUCAGUUGAAUUUUCCCUUUUUGUCCUGAACAAAUCUGAGAUCGGAAGACCCUUUUGUCUGAAAUUCAGUUUCAACAUGGUUGGUAUUUUCCCUAGAUUGUCUGUUGGGAAAGCCGGCCAUCGACAAUCCCAGAGUUCUCUUGUGGAAAGGGAAGCCGUGCCUCCGAAUCAGGAUGUCGUUGCACCGGCUGCGGCUACCGCUACGGCUCACGGAAUCGAAGUAGUGGUUGAGUUUAAACCGGUAGAACAUCCGAUUGAACCUUUGGACGACGACCGGCCGAUCCAAUGCCCGCUGCUCGAGCCUUCGAUUCUAAAUGAUGGAAGAAUAUGGAAAGAGCGAGUAUCGGCUACGGCCACUGUACGACGGAGAGCUGAUUUGCCGGUAAUGAAGGGUGGAGGCACCCUUACAUCAGAGACCGAAGCUACUACUGGAACCAAACCCCGGCCGGCCUCGAAUCGGAUGAUAUUGCCAUCUGUAAGCGCCCCGGAACACGAUUUAUUAAAUCUCCUCAAAGAAUGCAGUGCAUCUGGGAUCUAAGCCCUGCUAUCAACCGGAGCACACUUCACCUUCAUUCCAGUAAUUUGCCCAUCAUCUAUAAAUUCCUACCUGUAAUUUGUUUUUUGCCACCUAGUAAACUAUGCAGUCCCUUAUCUUUUCGUC